CAUGGCAGACUUAGCAGUGGCUUUCGCUCUCGCUGAGGAAAUAGAUGCUAUUGAAAUCCCCUUCGUUCUUCAUGCGCUACAAGAAAGAAGGCAGAGGAGGGACAUUCCAAAAAUUCAGGGAUCUUUUGUGAAGGAAGUGGUGUUUCACUAUACCCCAAGUGUCUUUAGAACUCACUUUAGACUGAGCCCUGGGCUUGUUGAGGACCUGAUAAGGGAUCUGCAUCCCUAUUACUCGAACAUAGCGGGCACAAAAUGGCCACUGAAAGACGCAAUGUUGGCUUGCCUGUGGACCCUGGGAAAUCUAGAGUCCUACAGAAGCGUCGCGGAACGGUUCAACACGAGCAAAUCGAACCUGAGCAAUCACCUGCACGACAUCUGCAACCUGAUCGUCACCCACUGCAAUCACAAGAUCAGCUGGCCGACGGGGCCGGCCGUGUGGCAGAUCGAGCAGGUGUUCCGCAACGCGGGCUUCCCGCGGACCCUAGCCGCUGUGGACGCCUGCCACAUCCGCAUCGUGAAGCCGCGGAACGCGGACUGCCCCGACGCCUAUUUCAACAGCAAGCAUUUCCAUUCCGUGAACCUGACCGCGUUCACCGACCACAGCACGAGGUUCGUUCACAUAAACGUCGGCCACCCUGGAAGCUGGCACGACGCACAGGUGUACGCGCAGACGGAGGUUGCCAGACUUCUAGAUGAAAGCCCGGAAAGCCUGCUCUCAGAGGGGAUGCACCUGAUCGGGGAUUCUGCUUACCCCCUCUCUGAGCAUCUCAUGACCCCGUUCAGGGACAACGGUCACCUGACAAGGGCGCAGAAGAGGUACAACCGAAGACUCUCAGCGGCCAGGAUGGUGGUGGAGAGGGCUUUUGGUUUCUUGAAGAGCCGAUUCAGGAGGCUAAGGGGACUGCACAUGCGCUCCAUCAAGAACAGUGGUCUGGCCAUUACCGCGUGUUGCAUCCUUCAUAACAUGUGCCUGGAGGCGGCAGAGGAGAACUUUGAACUGAGCGAGGAGUCGGAGAAGGACAAGAUCGACGAGGAACUACUAGAACAGCUUCCCCCACAUCAUCCUGGUGUUCAGAAAAGAAAUGCAAUCUGUGCCUCCUUUUAAUGUGGUUC
Molecule: messenger RNA, 1113 nt
Organism: Megalops cyprinoides (Indo-Pacific tarpon)
Lineage: Eukaryota; Metazoa; Chordata; Actinopteri; Elopiformes; Megalopidae
Product: putative nuclease HARBI1
Exons: 3
Coding region: 2-1105 (367 amino acids)
Source: RefSeq, a predicted model, not a curated record